Antechinus flavipes (yellow-footed antechinus) is the source of this 6910-nucleotide messenger RNA. RefSeq names its product chondroitin sulfate proteoglycan 4-like. The transcript has 8 exons. The record is from RefSeq and is a predicted model, not a curated record. The coding region runs from base 69 to 5843 and encodes 1924 amino acids. NCBI's taxonomy places the organism in Eukaryota, Metazoa, Chordata, Mammalia, Dasyuromorphia, Dasyuridae.
UCUUGGUUUUAAAUAACUUGGUAGUUCAGGAAGGUGGACAUGCUCCAAUUGAAAGUAAACAUAUUAAGAUGAAUUUGGAAUUUAAAGAAUUAGAAAUUCAUCAUUCCCAAGUUCUGUUUCAAAUUAAGAAAAAACCUAUCCAUGGAGAGUUAAGAUUAAAUGUUGCCCCUGAAUCCCAGAUAAAGGCAACUUUUACAAUGUUAGAUUUGUGGCAAGAAAGGGUUUUGUACAUCCAUGAUGGCUCUGAGAGCACCAGAGAUCACUUUGUAUUCUCUGUCUCUGUCACCAAAGAGAAGGAAAUUCCUUUCCAUUUUCAAAUAAAUGAUCAAUAUGUGUUUAACAUUACUAUCUCUCCAGUAAAUGAUCCUCCAGAGCUUUUCCUUCCAGAAGGAAAUUUGCUGCUUCUGUUGGAGAACUCUAAGAAACGACUGAAGUCUAACAUGAUAGAGGUAUUGGAUCCAGAUACCAACCCACUGGACCUGACUUUUUCAGUACUUGGAAACUUCAAUGUUGAUACUGGUUAUUUAGAAAACUCUCAGCAUCCUGGAAAAAUAAUUAAUACAUUUACAAAUGAGGAUUUACAACAUGGAAGAAUUUUUUAUGUGCAUCAUGGGCUCCAGAAUUCUCGUAUUGUUCUGCGAGUAAGUGAUGGGGAGUUGGUUAGUAAUACAAUUGUAUUACGUGUCAAAACCAUCCCUUGGGAUUAUGAAGUGGUAAAUAACACUGGUGUGGCUGUUCAACAGGGCAACAUGGUUCUGAUUACCCGGAACAACUUGUCAGUACAGAUUAAUGCUGGGGAGCAGGGGAUGGAGAUACGCUAUGACAUUAUCCAACCUCCUCUUUUUGGUCAGAUUCAAAGACGAAGUUCCAAUGGGGAAUGGAAGUUUGUCAACACUUUUUCUCAACGUUCCAUUGAUCAAGAUCGGGUAAGGUACUGCAGUACAUUUAAAGAAUCACAACUGGAAAAUAUCACCGAUCAAUUUACAUUUAAAAUUAGCAUUGAAAACAAAGUCAGCAAAGAACUGAUGUUUCCCAUAGCCAUACAGUGGCUGAAGUAUAAAUUAGUGAAAAAUAGUCCCCUAGAUAUUGAUACAAUGGAUAAAAAAAUAUUGACUUCAGAUCACUUAAUGGUUAGGAUGGAGAAUAUGAAGUUACUUGAUAAUGAUCUUCAUUUUAAAUUACUCUCCCUGCCUAAGAAAGGAAAAUUGCUGCUUGGUAGCAACAUUUUGAAACUAAACUCCACCUUCACCCAAAAAAAUAUUUUAGAUCAUGAAGUUGCUUACAAACUAUUUGAGAAGUCACAGGAAAACACACAGGAUUCAUUCAAAUUUUUGAUCUUUACCAACUAUGUAGAAUCAAAAGUUUAUAUCUUCACAAUAAAUAUCAGAGCAGAUCAUAUUAUUUUAACUAACAAAGGAUUUUCUGUAACUGAAGGGGAAGGGAAGUUAAUCACUAAAACAGAAUUAUUCGUGCAAGCUUUGGGGAACCAGAUUUUCCAUUAUAAAAUUACCAAGAGCCCUCAACAUGGGAAGCUAAAACUUAUUAAUUUUUCAGAAUCACUAGAAAGUAAUGAUAACAUUACUACUUUCACCAAUCAGGAUAUCAUUGGUGAACGUUUGAUGUAUGUCCAUGAUGACUCUGAAACUAUGUAUGAUGAGUUCAUUGUUACAGCAUCUGCCAAAGAACCAGGAGAUGAGGAAACCAGGUUAGGUCUCGAAAUCAAAGUAAAUAUUUCUGUGAAACUGAAGAAUGAUGAGAAGCCUGUGCGUGUGGUGGAUAAAGUAUUUCAUGUGGUAAGAAAUGGUCAGCGUUUAUUGACCUUGAUGGAUCUUUGUUACCAUGACCCUGAUUCAGAUUUUAAUGAUAGACAGUUGCUGUAUACCAGGCGGGGUAUUCCAAAUGGGGAUCUGGUAUUAGCUAGUGAUCCCAGUCAAAAGCUCUACCAGUUCAAACAAGAAGACCUAGAGGAAGGAAGGGUGCUCUUCAGGCACCAUGGAGCAGAUCGUGCCCGAUUUGUGCUGUUUGUCACAGAUGGCACUCACGACACAUUCUCCCUUCUGGAGGUCAGUGCUUCAGAUCCCUACCUGCAGAUUGCCAACAAUACAGGAUUGCUCGUGCUAAAAGGAAGAGAAAAGACACUCACUACUGCUAACCUUAGUGUUAGCACGAAUCAGGAUGUUAGAAGUGACGCAGAGAUCAAGUAUGAGAUCUUUUUGCUUCCACAGCAUGGCAGAAUCUUGGUGAAAAACAGGCCAUCGACUUCAUUUUCCCAACACGACUUGAAGCAAGGAUAUGUGAUUUAUAAGCAUUAUAACAACAGUGUUCUUGCUGAUAGAUUCAACUUAACUGCAAAAGUUAAAGACACACACCUGGAUAUUGGGAUUCAUGUCCAGGUAUACUUGGAAAGCCACCAGCAUCCCCCCAAAGUUAUUCACAGCAAAAGCCUUCUAGUUGAAGAAGGCAAAUCAGUGGAACUCAGCAGAGGAAAUCUUCAGGUUGUACAUGAAAAUAAUUCUCCAUCAGAGCUAGUGUUCAUCGUUAAGAAUCCUCCAGUCCACGGACAGCUCCGAAAAUUUGUCCCAGAAGAUAACUUGGAUGCUGCUGAGAAUUCUCCUUCAUCCUUUACACAGCAGGAUAUUGAUGAUGGUCGCAUCCAUUAUGAGCAGACAGCUUCUGACCAAGAGCAAGAUCGCUUUUUACUGGAUGUUACGAAUGGUGUCCAAGCCAUCAGUGGAGUAGAAAUCUUGGUGGAGAUCCUCCCUAGAUUGAUUCCUUUGGUCAUACAGAACUUUACGGUACUAGAAGGUGGCUCUAGAGCCCUUCUGGAGGAUUUCCUUAAAAUUCCAAAUCACUAUUUUGUGGGAGUUGACUGUGAAUUUGUCCUAGUUGAAUCACCAAAACAUGGUUAUAUUGAAAAUUCUCAUUUUCCAAAAGUAAAACUAAUGAAAUUUACCAGAAAACAGGUGAAAAAAGAAUUAAUUUAUUAUGUUCAUGAUGGGAGUGAAGAAUUAUUUGACAGUUUUACAGUCCUUGUGAAUAAUAUAGAACUUGGGAAACAGAGUUUGCCCCAAACUCUCUUUGUGAAGAUUCAGCCAGUGAAUGAUGAGGCUCCAGUCAUAGUAGCAAAUAAAAUAUUGCGGGUCUGGGUGAAUUCUGUUACUGAAAUAACCCAAAAUGAUCUCUGUGCAGAAGAUAUUGAUUCCUUACCUGGGGAACUGUUCUACUCCAUCACCCUUCCCAGCAAUGGUCACUUGGCUCUGAAAUCUUUUCCAAAUGAAAGCAUCCUGAAUUUCACCCAAGCUCACAUCAAUGAAGGCCACCUAGUGUUUGUACACACCGGAGCAAUGUCUGGUGGCUUUAGCUUUCAGGUCACUGAUGGCUUGAACUUUGCACCCCGACAGAUUUUUAGCAUCACAGCUCAGGCUCUGGUUCUUAGUCUAGAAACAAACAAAGGACUGGGAGUCUUUCCAGGUUCCACCAAGCCCAUUACAUCUCACGUCCUGAAAGCUGUGACCAAUGAUGGGGACAGUGUGGGAAACCGAACAGUCACUUUCACAGUUCUGAGCCCCCCAAAACUUGGGAGGCUCGUUAGACUGGACAGUGACACCCGGGAUGUUUCUGCAUUUACACAACAGAUGGUUAAUGAAGGUCUGAUAUUAUACAAGCAUAUGAACAGUGAAAUUCAAGUCUGGAAUGCAGAAGACUCUUUUACAUUCACAGUGUCCUCACCUCCAGCUAUUUUAGGACCCCAGGUGUUUCCUAUUAAAAUCUCAUAUGAUAUUAAUGAGUCUGGCCAGCACAGUCACCUGCUUGCAAAUACAGGAGCUGUUGUCCAGGAAGGAAGGAGAGUCUUAAUUGAUAGAUCUAAGUUAGAUGCAUCGAAUCUCCUAGUUAAAUUACCUGAAUCUCAGCGUGCUACAUAUGAAGUCUGGUACCAGAUUACAUCUCUUCCCCACCAUGGUACAAUUGUAGUUGGAGAGAGAAAUAUUACCAAAGAAAAACCCUAUUUCUCACAGUACAUAAUUAAUAAAUAUGGCAUCACCUAUCAGCAUGAUGACUCUGAAUCACUAGCUGAUAAUUUUACUUUCUCAGUUUGGUUGAAUCAGAAGAGUAAAUCCGCCACAAAACCAGAGGCCAACUUUCUCGAAGAGGUAUUUAAUAUCACUGUCUCUCCUGUGAAUGACCAAGCACCCAAGUUGAAGACAAAAGGACCUUCUCUGAAAGUGCUUCAGGGCAAUAUGUUCAGAUUGGGACCAGACAAUCUGAAAGUGGAGGACUUGGACAACUCCCCAGAAGAGAUCGGAUACACAAUCAUCAGCAGCCCUACCAAUGGCUUUUUAGCAAGAGCUCCCUAUCUAGACUUCCCCAUUCAUCAAUUUUCCCAGGCAGACAUUGACAAUGGCCAGGUGUGGUUUGUGCAAGAUGGAAGUCCAGUGUCUGGGGUAUUUUACUUUAGUGUAACAGAUGGCAAACACCGUCCACUAUACAAACUCUUCCACCUGGAGGUUAUACCUAUCUCUAUCACCCUUGUGAAUCUGACUGAUCUGCUCCUUCCCCAAGGCCAGACCUCUGUCUCCAUCACUAAUGUACAUCUGUCAGCCAUGACCAACGGGAAAAGUACUGAGAUUAUUUACAAACUAAUCCAGCCCCUCCAGCAUGGCUACCUGGUCAUGGAAAAUGAGCAGGUCACUCACUUCAAACAGGAAGAUUUAUUUUCUGGAAAACUGUCUUACCACAUGACAAAUCUCACUGCCUCCCAGGACGAAUUGCAGUUCAUGAUAUUUACAACGGAGAAUAAUCUGACAGACCAGACCCUCUACAUCCGAGUACGGCCCUUGCUGCGAGUCGCAUCUAGCCUGGAGAUUCCCAAUAGGAUGAUUUAUCGGUUGAGACAGAAGGACCUGGAUGCCACUGAACUUGCUCAUUUAACAAAGAGUGUUCCCACAUUUGAAGUCACAGAGCCGCCUGUCCAUAGCAGACUUAUAAAAAGAGUCAGUCGCCAUGCUGAGCCAGAAGGAAUUGAUCUCUUCACCCAAAUGGACAUUGACCAAGGUAUAUUGAUGCUCAAUCCCCAUGCUAACAUGAGUGGUGUGGAUGUGAUUAAUGAUUCCUUCACCUUCACGCUCAAGGCAGACCACGUGCAACCAGCUGUAGGCUACUUUCCCUAUACUAUCAUGAUGUCCGAUCCCUUGUUUGUACAAAAUGUUACUGCAGAAGUACCAUUGUCAGAUGCUCUGAGGACAUCUCCAGUUUCCCAAGAGAAGUCUGUGAUUUCCAUAGGAUCCACAGUACAGACUGAAAGCCCCAGGAAGACAAGGAGAUUGGGUUCAGAUCUCUGGAGAAAUCAGAAGGGGGGAGAUCUGGCGGCUCCUGUAACCCAGUUUGCCUGGCCAAAGAUCUCCACUGAAACUGGCUCAAGGACAGCCAGAGCUCAGCCCAGAGAAAGCAGCAAUCCCCUCAUGGUCAUCUUACCCCUUGCUGUUGCCACCUUUCUGUUAAUAGUGACUGUGAUGUCACUCUGUAUCUGCCUGAUGUGCCACAAGGUAAAAAAAGCUAGCCCCUCCAUUGACCCUCAGACCAGCCCAGAGCCCAGGACUCCCACCCUGAGUCCAGAGAGGAGUCUGACCAUCCCCUCGGUCACAGUGACACCCCUUUUAAGAAGCUCCAGCAGCCCGGCACUUAGCCCUUCUCUGGCCCCAACAUGUCAGCAGUUGCUUGCCCCAGUGGCUAAGCCCAUGGAAAAAAUCUCUCUUUGGGAUGCCUGGAGGAAUCUGGAUCCAGAAAUGGUCCAGCACUGCCGAAAGACCAACCCAAUGCUCAGGCGCAAUCAGUAUUGGGUCUAGACAGGCAUGAAAAUUUGCAAAGUGGUGUGAGUUCCCAUCGUCUGCAAAAAAAUCUGUGGUAGUAUCCUUAGCUAGUUUUUAAUGUUAUUUAUUUUUGUGUAUCUUCUAUAAGAGGGUCUGUGUUCCUGAAAAGGAAGAUGAAGAUUAUUCACAGUAUAUAUAUUUUUUUGAAACAGAAAAGUCUAUUUGUAUAAACCUCUUACUAAAGAUUUCUUUUGUAACUCUUUUUGAACUUCUCCAUCUGAAUUUUUCAGUACUGGUGAAAAUGAUUAAAUAUUCUUCUUCUAAGCAACUCUUCUCUCAAAUCAAUUCAUUUGUCUAUUUGGAAGCUGUAAGAAAAUGCAAGAAAACUAUGAUGUUUUGGGUUUUUUAAAAAUGGAUUCACUCCCAAUGAGUCAGUUGGAAAUACAAGAACCUUUUCAGUAAGCAGGAGAAUCUAUUGAAACACUGAACCUGUUUCUAUGCUGUUUAUUUUAAAAUUUGCUUUGUUUCUUUCAACCUUGAGCUACAACUUUUAGACAGACUUUGUUCAUUUCUUAAUGCAAUAAAUGUCUCUAUUAUCAUCCAUAGUUUGGGAGAAAAGGCCAGCAGGAUUGGCUACCCAUCUGGGACAUUUUCUAUAGACUUUAUGUGCACAUCUAGAAACAUCUGCUAGUUUCUAUUACAAACCAGGACUUUAUAGCACACUUCACUUUAAGAGUUAAACAAAGUCACAAAGUUAAAACAAAGUUGAUUUUUUGAUUUUUUUUUUUUGUGGAUUGAUUUCACAAGUUAACACUGCAUUACCUGUGCCUUUGACUGUAUGAAAUAUUUUGUAUUGCCAGCAUUAUUUUUUAAGUGAUCUGGUAGAGGGAAGAUAUAUUCUAUUUCAGAUUCUCUAAGCCUCAGUUUCUCCCAAAGUAAAAUGAGAAUAGCAACAUGUAGGCCAGAAAAUUUUCCUUUGAUCUUUUAGAUCUGAGGCUUGUUGAAUGUAUCAGUUUUAUAUUUUGAUCUGUUUUGUAUAAACUAGUGAAAAGUUCCCUCCCUUUGUAUACACUGUGAAAGAUGAAUAAACUUGCUAUUGAGUA